Messenger RNA from Miscanthus lutarioriparius, 831 nucleotides. The record is from the annotation of a GenBank genome assembly. Lineage: Eukaryota; Viridiplantae; Streptophyta; Magnoliopsida; Poales; Poaceae.
AUGGCAUCCUCGUCGACAACGAAUACAUCAGAUGGCGCCAAGUCGUCAUCUUGCCCGAGAGGCCACUGGCGGCCUGGGGAGGACGAGAAGCUGAAGCAGCUCGUCGAGAAGUAUGGGCCGCAGAACUGGAACUCCAUUGCCGAAAAGCUGGAGGGGAGAUCAGGCAAGAGCUGCCGGCUACGGUGGUUCAACCAGCUGGACACUCGGAUCAACAAGCGGCCCUUCACAGAGGAGGAGGAAGAGCGGCUGCUCAACGCCCACCGCGCCCACGGCAACAAGUGGGCGCUCAUCGCCCGCCACUUCCCGGGCCGCACGGACAACGCCAUCAAGAACCACUGGCACGUCGUCAUGGCGCGUCGCGGCCGCGAGCGCUCCAGGCUCCUCGCCAGGGCCACGAGCUCCGCCGCCUCCUCGCCGUCCACUGGUGGGUACCUCUUUGGCGCCGGCACGCCAGCGACGAGCUCGCUCUGCUUCGGCUUCUCCAAGCUAGGUGGCGGUGGCAGCGGCGGCCUGUUCAGCUCGCCUGCGGCUGCACCUCGUACUUCACUGUUCAAGAGCUUUGGCACAGCCACUGGCGGUAGUAAGGGCUUCCUGGGGGCGAGUUUCGAGGCGUCAGGACGGUACAGCAGCUACAGCGGCAAGCAGCCGACGGCACCUCUUUCCAUCACCUUCUCCUCUCCAAGAGAAGCGCUAGGCAUGGAAAUCGGCCACCAUGGUCGCCAUGAACAUCACCGAAAGGAUUAUCACGCCAGCGACAGCGCCGCCGAUGAGCCACUGAAGAAGAAGGACGUGCCCUUCAUUGAUUUCCUCGGCGUCGGUGUGUCCUCGUAA